UUGACAAGAGCUUCCGUUUUAAGUCCCGCCCAUAAUCCAAUACUUGUGUAAAAUAGAAAGCGUUUCUGCAAUUUUUCCCAUCUUUUUAAGUGUCCAUCUACACGAUUCGUUAAAAUUUUGUUUUUCGUAUGUCGUAACCGAAAAUUAUAUAGCCACAUAGCAAGAAAUGAAAAUGGAGUGGACUCCGCAAGAGGAAGGAUUGAGGGAAAUCCUGACCCUUUUAAGAGAAUCGCAAUCGCCGGACACUGCCACUCAAAGGGCCGUACAACAAAAACUGGAAGAAUUAAAUAAAUAUCCAGAUUUUAAUAAUUACUUAAUGUUUGUUUUAACAAAACUGACAACAGAAGAUGAACCCACAAGAUCACUAAGUGGUUUAAUAUUGAAGAAUAACGUCAAAACUCAUUAUAAUAGUUUAUUACCAAAUGUAACAAAUUUUAUAAAGACUGAAUGCCUUCAAGCUGUCGGCGACCCGAGUCCAUUAAUAAGAGCUACCGUCGGUAUUUUAAUAACAACAGUCGCAAGUAAAGGGGACUUAGGGUCGUGGCCGCAACUUUUACCUGCCUUGUGUAAUAUGCUUGACUCUACGGAUUACAAUGUUUGUGAAGGUGCUUUCGGGGCUUUACAGAAAAUCUGCGAAGAUUCUGCUGAAGCUUUAGAUGCCGAUACAACAAACCGACCUCUAGACAUUCUGAUACCGAAAUUCUUACAGUUUUUUAAUCAUUCUAGUUCGAAAAUUAGGUCCUAUGCUAUUGGAUGUGUAAAUCAAUUUAUUAUUCAAAGGUCUCAAGCACUCAUGUUUCACAUUGAUUCAUUUCUACAGAACCUUUUCCAUGUGGCUACUGACGACGAUGCAGAAGUUCGAAAAAAUGUCUGUAGGGCUUUAGUGAUGCUUUUGGAAGUUAGAAUGGACAGACUCAUAAAUCAAAUAGACAACAUUAUUGAAUAUAUGUUGCUUAGGACGCAAGAUGCAGAUGAAGGUGUUGCUUUGGAAGCCUGCGAGUUUUGGCUAUCUCUUGCUGAACAGCCGAUUUGUAAAAGUGUUCUGGCUAAUCAUUUGAGCAGACUAAUUCCAGUUCUUGUGAGGGGCAUGAAAUAUUCAGAAAUCGAUAUUAUUUUGUUGAAAGGUGACGUAGAGGAGGAUGACAAUAUUCCUGACAAAGAGGAAGAUAUAAAACCGAGAUUUCAUAAAUCUAAACAUACAAUACCGGUUAAGACAAAUCCACAAAAUGGCACUGAGAAUGGGAUUGACAAGGAUGAAGAUGAAGAUUUUGAAGAUUCAGAUGACGACGGGUCAAUUUCGGACUGGAAUCUCAGGAAAUGUAGUGCAGCUGCUUUAGAUGUACUCGCAAAUGUAUUUAGGGACGAUCUUUUACCAAUCCUGAUACCAAUUUUGAAAGAAACCUUAUUCCAUCAGGAUUGGGAUGUGAAAGAAUCGGGCAUAUUAGCGCUGGGUGCUAUUGCUGAAGGUUGUAUGAGUGGAAUGAUCAAUCACUUACCAGAGCUGAUUCCUUAUCUGAUAAAUUGUCUUAAUGACAAGAAGGCACUGGUGAGGGCGAUUACAUGUUGGACGUUAAGUAGAUAUUCUCAUUGGGUAGUAAGCCAACCCCAUGAAUCUUAUUUAAAGCCUUUAAUGACUGAACUACUAAAAAGAAUACUCGAUGGAAAUAAGAGGGUGCAAGAGGCAGCUUGUUCCGCGUUUGCAACAUUAGAAGAGGAAGCAUGUACUGAACUGGUUCCUUAUUUGGGUUUUAUUCUUGAAACCUUAGUUUUUGCAUUUACAAAAUAUCAACAUAAAAAUUUGUUGAUUCUAUAUGACGCUAUAGGAACCCUUGCUGACUCAGUAGGGAGCCAUUUAAAUAAGCCAGAAUAUAUAAAUUUAUUGAUGCCACCUUUAAUUCAAAAAUGGAAUGUUUUAAAAGACGAAGAUAAAGAUUUGUUUCCCUUGUUAGAGUGCCUUUCCAGUGUUGCCACAGCACUUCAGUCUGGAUUUUUACCAUACUGUGAACCUGUUUAUUGUAGAUGUGUAUCUCUUGUCCAACAUACUUUAUGUCUACAUAUGGCCAAUAUUCAAAAUCCAGAUCAGUAUGAAGCACCAGACAAGGACUUCAUGAUAGUGGCUUUAGAUCUUUUAUCUGGCUUGGCCGAAGGUUUAAACGGCCACAUCGAGAAGCUGGUGGAAAAUAGUACCAUUAUGGAAUUAUUGAAUAUCUGUAUGCAAGAUUCCAUGCCCGAAGUAAGGCAGAGUUCUUUUGCUCUAUUAGGUGAUCUCACAAAAGCAUGUUUUCAACAUGUUAGACCGCACAUUUCAAGCUUUUUGUCUAUUUUGGGUCAGAACUUGAAUCCAGAAUAUAUAUCAGUUUGCAAUAAUGCCACAUGGGCCAUUGGAGAAAUUAGUAUUAAACUAGGUGCUGACACACGACCAUUUAUACCACUGGUUUUGAAUCAACUAAUAGAUAUAAUAAAUAAGCCAGACACGCCAAAAACUCUUCUGGAAAAUACAGCCAUAACAAUUGGUCGACUAGGUUAUGUGUGCCCUCAUGAUGUCGCCCCAAUGUUACAAGAAUUUGUUCGACAGUGGUGUAUAUCGCUAAGAAAUAUCAGGGACAAUGAAGAGAAAGACAGUGCGUUCCGUGGCAUGUGUCAGAUGAUCCAAGUGAACCCUGUAGGCGUCAUUACAGAUUUCAUAUUUUUCUGUGAUGCAGUAGCCUCAUGGAUUAGUCCCAAAGAAGAUUUAAAAGCAGUUUUUCACAAGAUCUUGCAUACAUUCAAAGAGCAAGUUGGAGACGAGAACUGGAGAAGAUUUAGCGAUCAGUUUCCGCCGCAAUUAAAAGAUAGGUUGCAGUCGUUGUAUGGCAUAUGAAUUCUGAACGAGACAAUUUCUAGGGUAAAAACGGGGUAAUCAAAAUCAGUCUUGAGGAUCCGGGGUGGGACAACCUUGAAAAAAUAAUCGCGUAACUCCCGAAGAGCGUUUCAAUAGACAUCAAGAAGAGGGGUGGGAUCAAUACUAAAUAUAAUAACUUAAAAAAGAAGAAUCCUUUUGAUAAGUACUCAGAUUCAGUUUUAAAACCUAAGGAUUCUAAACCAUUUUUUUUUCCUUUGCAGUUUAUGAUCAUUUAUUUGACCACAUUAUUACCUAUCUAUACCGAAGCGACAGUAGCAUUUUUUUUGUUAACCAAAUUUUGAUUAGUUGUUGGUAAUAUCAAGGAUGAGCCUGUAAAGACCCGUAAUGUUGCAAAAAACACUUUUUAUGAACGGCGACAAAAAUACUUUUACGAGUUAAGCUUGGUUUACUUAGGAGACCCGAUUUUUUAUAUUUUCUUAUAUUAGGUCUUUUAUUUUUUUAUUGAUAUUAUAUUUUUAUUUUUAUUAGAGAUCAAAUUUUAAAGAGACUCAAAAGUAUAUGUUGGGAAGGAAUGGAAAUGCCAUAUCUUUCACCUUAUAUGUAUUUACAUUUUUUACCUGUAUUUUACAUGAAAUUGGAACAUAUUCAAAAGAACCAAAGUUUACUGUCGCUUCUGAAUAGUUAAGGUAUUCUGUGACUUUACAUUGUAAAAUAUAUAUAUUUUUAAUAUGAAAAAAAAAAACACCAAUAAGUGUCUCUUAACAAUACACAAAAUAAAAUUGUAUAUAGUUAUCUUUUUUUUUCUAAUCGACGUUAUUUCACGUUGAAUCAACUAAAUUCCGAAUAAAUUUGAAUGUUGUCAUUUUGCAAUAUUUAAUUUUUUUUGUUAGUUGAUUUGGUGGGCCAUAAUGUUCUGUUUGUAGGAAAUUUAGUAUGUAAAAUUUAAUAACGGCCCAACGUAGUUAAAAAAGCAGAAUAUUUGUUUUGAGUUGUUAAAAGCUACAUACUAAUAUUAUAUUAAGCAUAACGAUUUUGGUGUGGUAAGUUGUAAAUUUGUUGUCAUAUAGUGAGAACUUCUUACCCAUGGCGUAUAAUUUGGUUUUGCAUUUAUAUAUUCACAUUAUUGUGCUUACUCAAUAUAACGUGUCACCUUAAGACAAUCCAUUUAUAAGCAAUGCAUCAAACAAUAUACAGGGUGUCCCAGAAAUAACUGCAAGUAUUUUAAGAUCUGUCCAAAAGAAACAUAUUUUCUCUUUACCAUUUUUAAAAUAAAUUAAUAAUAACAGAGUUACGUAACUUUGAAAAUUUAAAAAGUAAUGGCGUAAUGGCAACAUUUUGAGAGUCGCCGGCAGCAACUGAUAUUCAGCGGCAAAUGCCAAGCAAUUAGCUGGAUCCCAGCUUGUUCGACGCCCAAUGUUUGACACAUCUACUAAGUUUACACGAGCAACCUAAUGCGCAUUGGCUGAAUGCGAAUUUAAAUAAAACGCCUGUGUCAACAUUUGUAAACCGUUUUAAAAAUCCUAAUUCGCAUUAACUCAGAACGCAUUAAAUAUGUGGAUUAUCUCGCUUAAAUUCGAAUUAAAGUUUCGUGUAAACACAAAUGCGCAUUAUCUCGCAGCGCUACCAACAAAAAAAAUGAACCGACAGCUGACUGAACGAAUAUUGAGGUUAUUUUUUGUGUUUAUAUUUUAAAAAAGUGACCACUCCUUGGUUUCAUCCAACUACUCCUGAAGCUCGGUGGAAAGUUUUGAAAAACUGAUCCUGGUAUUUCCAUUAAAAUCUGACAAUGUAGUAAAUGUAAAUAAGAAUCUAACAUUAAACUUCUCAUUCUUUUUAGAGUUUACCUUCUUCUUCGUAAGAUUCUAGAUAUCACCUGAUUUCUUCUUUCAUAUAGUAAUUGGUUUAACAGAACCAUAAAGGAACUAACAAUAUUUAGAUUAUCCAUUUUUAACGUUUAAAAGUUUAGAAUUAUUUGUUAAAAAUGCGAAAAA
This is a messenger RNA of Sitophilus oryzae (rice weevil), 4833 nucleotides long. RefSeq names its product transportin-1. Gene Ontology annotation, molecular function: nuclear import signal receptor activity; small GTPase binding. Gene Ontology annotation, biological process: protein import into nucleus. Lineage: Eukaryota; Metazoa; Arthropoda; Insecta; Coleoptera; Curculionidae. The record is from RefSeq and is a predicted model, not a curated record. The transcript is spliced from 13 exons. Gene Ontology annotation, cellular component: nucleus; cytoplasm. Bases 167 to 2860 code for a protein of 897 amino acids.